Molecule: messenger RNA, 2087 nt
Organism: Culicoides brevitarsis
Lineage: Eukaryota; Metazoa; Arthropoda; Insecta; Diptera; Ceratopogonidae
Gene: vib
Product: phosphatidylinositol transfer protein alpha isoform
Exons: 8
Coding region: 117-935 (272 amino acids)
Biological process (GO): phospholipid transport
Cellular component (GO): cytoplasm
Molecular function (GO): phosphatidylinositol binding; phosphatidylcholine binding; phosphatidylinositol transfer activity
Source: RefSeq, a predicted model, not a curated record
UCAUAAGUCAGUCAGUGAAGAAACAACACGGAACGCAAAGCUCCUGAAUCCUCUUUCGCCCUUUGCAUUUAAUAAUUUCCUAAUCAAAUAACGCUGUAAAUAGUGCGCUGACCAGGAUGCUGAUCAAGGAAUUUCGUGUAACAUUGCCACUUACUGUGGAAGAGUAUCAAGUUGCACAAUUAUAUUCGGUUGCUGAAGUCUCAAAAAAUGAAACUGGCGGCGGAGAAGGCAUAGAAGUGCUCAAGAAUGAACCCUUUGAUAAUUUUCCGUUAUUAGGCGGCAAAUACUCAUCCGGGCAAUACACUUACAAGAUAUACCAUUUGGCAUCUAAGGUUCCCGCAUUUAUUCGGUUGCUAGCACCAAAAGGCUCACUGGAGAUUCACGAGGAAGCAUGGAAUGCCUAUCCUUACUGUCGUACAGUAAUCACGAAUCCUAAAUGGAUGGAAGAUAAAUUCUUCAUCAAUAUCGAAACCUUGCACGUGGAUGAUAUUGGUGAAGGUGAAAAUGUACACGAACUGCCACCAGAGAAACUGAAAAAUCGUGAAGUAGUCCACAUUGACAUCGCUAACGAUCCAGUUUCAUCCUCGGAUUACAAGCCAACGGAAGAUCCAACAAAAUUCAAAUCAGAAAAGACAGGUCGAGGGCCUCUCGUUGGUCCCGAUUGGAAGAAAAAUGUUACCCCGGUAAUGACAUGCUACAAGUUAGUCACGUGCGAGUUCAAGUGGUUCGGUCUUCAAACCAGAAUAGAAAAUUUCAUUCAAAAAUCGGAACGAAGACUGUUUACCGUAUUUCAUCGUCAAGUAUUCUGUUGGAUGGACAAAUGGCACGGUAUGACAAUGGAUGACAUCAGAGCACUCGAGGAUAAGACCAAAGAAGAAUUGGAUAAACAACGUCAAACGGGCGAAGUGAAAGGAAUGCGUGCAGAUUCGGAUUAAUAAGGUUAAAAAAAAACAACCAACCGCAACAUCAAAUCCGAAACACAUUCGUGUAGAAAUAUUAUAAAUAUAUAAAAACAAGAGUAAAAUCUAUAAAAAAAAUUGUAGAAGAAAUUUUAAUUAGGAGAAACAAAUGAUAAGAACAUCAAACUAACACACACUUGCACACAUGCAGUAUAUAAAAAAAAACAAGAUAGAUACAAUGUUAAAUAAUAUUUAAAAUUAAUAAUUGAAUAAUUAAUAAUUAAAUUACAACAACAACAAAGUGAGAUGCUAUUAAAUUAAUUAUUAUAUAAAAAAAUCGGAUUCGGCUGAAAAUGGUUUCUGUUUUAUUAUUAAUAAUUUUUUAACUGAAAAAUCCUUUUAUUUUAUUGAAACAAUUAACUUUCCCAGUCUCAUUAUGCGCCAUUACGCCACAAAGCGGCUUAGUUAAAUAAUGAUAGGUGAUUGUGAUUUUUUUUUUCUGUUCAUAUAAUAAUUAAAUUUUCUGUCCCCAUUUUUAACAAACAAAAAAGUUUUGAGACCAUAAUUACAUAAAAAAAAAUUUUUUUCGUCUUUUCAUGAAAAAUUAAGGAAAAAAAAUAAUUUCUUAUAUUUUUAAUAUAUUGACACGGGUUUUGUUUUGUUCCGCAAAUAAUUAUUUAAUUUAAUUUUUGUAAAUGGCUUAGUUAGCUUUAAAAAAAAUAGUUAAAUUGGUUCAAAUUAUUUAUUUUUUAAAAAUAAAAAAAAAAUAUUUCUCAAUAUUAAUAAUUAUAAAAAAAAAAUAAUAAUGAUGACGAUCAUUUGGACAACUCUUAAUUCAUGGAAUUCUUUUAAGCUUGUCUAUCUAAUAAUAUGUAAUGCGUAAAAAUAAUGUUUAAAUUAAUAGGUCGAGGACGUCGUCUGUUAUUAGGUAUAUAGGAUGAAAAAAAAUAUAAAAUUUAAUUUUUAAGAACAGUCCAAAGACAAAAAGGACUCAAAUUCCUAUUUUUCGUCUUUUUUCAAAUUUAAUUUUUUUUUUCGCUAAAAAAAAAGAAAAAUUACGUACUAUUUUUAUUAUAAAAAAAAAAAUAUUGAAAAGCUAUUUUAUUAUCUUUUAUUAUUAUUAUUAUUAUAUUAUGUUGUAUAUGCUCUAUGUAUGAUUUUGUAUGCCUAAAUAAAAUAUAAAUUUGA